Messenger RNA from Gordionus sp. m RMFG-2023, 1123 nucleotides. RefSeq lists its product as uncharacterized. Gene Ontology annotation, biological process: mitochondrial respirasome assembly. The coding region runs from base 151 to 780 and encodes 209 amino acids. Gene Ontology annotation, cellular component: mitochondrion. The record is from RefSeq and is a predicted model, not a curated record. The transcript is spliced from 3 exons. NCBI's taxonomy places the organism in Eukaryota, Metazoa, Nematomorpha, Gordioida, Chordodea, Parachordodidae.
UGUCAAAUGAUUGAGUGAUUUCACACGUAACCCAUCAUGUCAACCCUUUUUAUAUUAGGCACAGUAUAUUCAUUCAGACUUUAAAAGCCACACACUCCCUUAUCGCGCCUAUCUAAUCCCCUUACUUAUCAUUAUACAUACAUAGUCCGAAUGUCGUUUACCGGUCAUAGCCCGAAGGAUGAGACACCAACUCUAGUUAUGGAAGAUGAUAAACCAACUCACCACGCCCACGGCAUAAUACCGCAGUUUAUGACGGAGCCUCGCACUCCAGAGGAAACGGCCAAGCCCCUCGGGUUCCAACUUCACAAAUUACCCAACCAUCCUACUCGCUUUCCUGGACACAAACUGGGCUCUUUACCGAACAAACCAACUUUGCAAGAGUACGAGGAAUUUGCCAGCGAAAGUACCUUCAAAAAGGCCACUCGAAAAGUAGCCGAUGCUCCUCUGGUACCGCUUGGAGUUGCCGGGUUUUUUGGGGCAGCUGCCUUCGGCAUAUACCGGUUUCGCAAGGCCCCCGCUCACGUUUCGGCCUCCUCUUACUUUGUUCAGUUGCGGGUGGUGGCGCAGAGUAUAGCAGUCGGCGCUAUUUCUGCCCUGGCUAUGUACCAAUUCUACAAAAAUCUGGCCUUGGAAUCUCAAUCUUCCGAUCCAGUAAAAGAGGCCGAAAGAGAGGGGAAAUCUUUUCUUCUCACUAUUCCCGAUACCCAUCACAAAACGACUCUAGUGGACAUAAAAGGGCGAGAUGAAAUCAAACCAGGCUCUACACUUAGCAAGGAUUGAGGGAUCUUUAAAAUAAUCGAAGAAAUAAAUUGACGUAAAUUCACAAGCAUCUAAACUAUUUUUAUCCUAUACAGAUUUUAGAUAUUUGAUUUCAUUUGAUUAUUUUCUUAAAAUAUGAUCACAAAAAAUAUGGAACACGCUGAUUAACCAAAGUUAUAAAUAUUAUUUGGUACUUAUUAUUUUAAACCUAUAAAAAAGUAUUUUUUUAGAUAAUCAUGUGGAUUUUCAUUUAUAAAUUUUAGAAUAUUUUGAACACGGAUAAAUUUAUAUCUAUAUUUUUAUUAUAAAUUUCUGUUGUUAAAUCAAUCUAUUAUUUUAUUCUUUAUUAGACGGUGAUAUUUAU